Ectocarpus siliculosus is the source of this 2832-nucleotide messenger RNA. NCBI's taxonomy places the organism in Eukaryota, Phaeophyceae, Ectocarpales, Ectocarpaceae. The record is from the annotation of a GenBank genome assembly.
AUGUCGUCGCGUCGAGAAGACGAGGCGGACAAGAGUAUCUUGGGGGUGCUUUCCAAGACCACCGGCUCCUUCCGGCGAGAGCUGCAAGCCUUGACGACGGACCUCUUUUCGUCGGUGGAGUCAGGCUCAGCUCCAACCAAUGGUGGCGGGGGGGGAGGAGCAGCCGCGCAAAGGCAAAGCGGGGGCCCCGGCGAAUCUUCCCUCGGUCGGGUCGCGGGCGGCGGUGGCAGCGCCAUCGACAACUUUCAAGACUCGAUGUUUCAGGAUGGGGGGGAUGAUCGGCAGGCAACCCUCGGAGCCCCCAGGGUCGACUCAACGUCGCCGAAGUCGUCGACGAUGCCGUGGAGGGCGGCGGCGGCCGCGGCCGGCGGCGGCGGCGGUGGGGACGAAGCCAUGGAUGCCCAGGUCGCACGGUCGGUGUCCCUGUCGAUCUCGAUGGCCGGGAGAUGGGAUGAGGAGGGUGGCGGUGGUGGCGGUGACGGCGGCGGCUCGGCCCAGAAGGGGACCGGCGGCGGCGGCGGCAGCGGCGGCGGGAAGAUGAAGAUUCGGAAGAGGUUCACGCUCAAGGUGGUCGACUUGGGUAGCAUCGGCGGCGACAUGGGGCACCGGGCGUUGCCGCUGACGGGGGGGGGGGGGGGUACGAGGGGCAGCGGCGGCGUCGGGUUGCGCGCCCGAGCAACAACGGAGACCACAUCGCUGCCGAACAGCGUUAGGAAGCGGUCGUUCAGCCUGACGGCGAGGGGGGAGCCGGAGGCGGCGGCGGCGGCGACUGCGGCGGCGGCGGCGACUGCGGCGCCGCCGGUGGCGGGGAGGGGUAACAUCGUGGACGUUAUCGUGGUCCACGGGUCGGACCCCGUGCUCCCCGGGUACUCGAAGCUGGAGCGAUCGUCCGGGGGUAAGCGAGCGGACCUGAACACGGGGGCACGCGGACAGUACGUCUAUCUCGCGGUGAAGCGGGAUACACCUCUUGUGGACCAGGCGGGAGGGGAUGACGUGUCUCAUCCGGGGGGGGGCAGGAUGGUGGGAGUCCCCGCGGUGGUUGCGCUGGCGCUGAUUUUUCCGGACCGAGGGGAGACCGUUCCCCCCAUGUUCCAGAAGGUCCGACGGCGAGGCACGCCAGUCGACCUCAACGCUGGGACGAACGGAGAACGAUCAUUUCUCUGCUACAAGAGGGGCACCACCAACCCUAUCACCGAUAUACAGGUCUGCCGAAGAGGCGGCCGCGGCUGCGGCGGCCUGGAUGCCCGCACAGCCGAGCCAGCAGCUAAGCCUGCCGAAGCUGACGAUGGCGACGGCAACGAUAAGUCGGCGGUGGUUGUGCCCGCCGUGCUCGGGAGUCCCCCGCGAACGUUGCGGCGCUUGGGGAGGGAGGUAUCGCCGGCGGUGGCGGCGGGGGCGGGGGCGGCGGGGGCGGAGAACGAGGGGGUUUCUGGUGGAGGCGUUGUUGGGGAGGCCGUGACGCCGCCGGGGGCAGGAGGAGGAGGGAGGGGGGAGGGCGGCGACGGUCGCCCCCCGAGCCUUGAAGUGCUGGGAGGGAGUGGGGGGGUGUCCGAAACAUUCUCGGAGCCCCCAUCGCCAACCAACGAACACGACGAGGACGCUGACGUGCUGGACGCUUCGGGGCUAGGGGAUGACGGCUGGGAGACGAGAAGAGCAUGCCACUCACGGAGAACCACCUUCGGGCAGGGGCUGGGAGACUUGGGGGCAGGAGGCGGAGGGGAUGGCGGGAUGGGGAUGCUGAGCGAGGAAGACAUCUUUGCAGACGAGGACCCGGACUCGGUGGUAGACGGGGAGGGAAGAUCUGUGCCACUCCGGCUUCGCGACACGAUCUUCCUCCUCCUGGCCGGCGUGUACGUGAGGCACGGAGAGACCUCCGCCUCCUGCAUGCGGGAGCUGACCCGCCUGCUGGGGAAGACGCCCUUCUUCCAUGGAGACAUGAGGGUAGGGGCAGGCGCCGGGCUCGGAGGGGUUACGGGCGCGAGCGGCGGGAGAACUCUCUUGGACUUCGCCAUCGAGGUGAUGUGCGACUCGCUCGACCACGUGACGGAGGACCGAUUUCCGAUCGCGCUCGAGUUUUUCGAGGCCCUUGUGAGAACAUCGGAGGGGAGACUCGGCCCUCUUGCCCUUCAGCGAACCUUCAGGGGACUGUCGUUUCUGUGCGCAUACACGUGCUCCUCGCGGCGAUGGGUGCAGGCAAGCGGGGGAACAAAGGGGCCGCUAGAGGACGACAACCCUGCAUUUUCGGCUCUCAAAGACUUGCUCAGGCUUGUUUGCGGACAGGUGGAGAUCGCCGAGGAGGCCAGGGAGGCAUUCCGGCGAUCCAGAAUGACAGGGACGGGGCCUCACGGUCCCCUGUUGGCCACGACUCCAGGGAUAAUGGCCAUCCCGACGUGGGACACGUACACGCCCAUGGUCGUGAAGGGGGGAGGGAGGGAGGCGGCCCCGUGGGCACGGACUCCGGACAUGGACCGCGCUGGCGGGUCGAGAGCCAGCUUCGACUUCGAGUCUUCGCCAUCCCGGGCCGGAAGCCCGCGAGCGCCGAGCAGCAACGGGGAUGACGGGGGGAUGGUUUUGGACCAUCCCCUCCCCGCGCCUUCGCCCUUGGGCAGGGAAGAUGUUCACGACUUCGUGACGGAGUUGGUACAGGAGGUCAUCGGGAGCAAACGAGCGCACGUAAGCGCGUUCGUGACGCUAGCAGCCCUGUGCAAGAUGGCCACGGGGAUUCUCAGAACGCUGUCGGACGGCGAGUUGGUGGCGAGAGAUCUUGGCAACAAGAAGUCGACUUUUGAUAACUUCAAGGCAGAUGAAAAAAGCUGGCAUCCAGGGCCAUAA